UCAAUCUCCGGUGCUGCAGGUGCAGGAGCGAGAAUACAAAGUUGUUUUGAUCUCUUUUUGUUGAAUUAAAUAUUAAUUCCAUGUAGCGUGCGUGACUUGACAAAGAAUAUUCGCUUUUAUAUUUGAUGACUUGACCGACAUCGGCGUAAAAUGGAGAGAGUAGCCGAGAGGAACAAAAUCCGCCGAUUGGCAAUCGCUUCUCGAAUUGCCGUCCUCUCGAUUCAGUGUUUGGCCAGCAACCUGCUACCCCACCACGAGACGGACGUCUUCCAGGCGGCCAAGAGCCCUUUGGAUACGCCGCGGCCACUGGACCCCGUGGUCUCCUUCCUUUUCGGCGGCCUGAUGCGUUGGGACGGCCAGUAUUUCCUCCACGUCGCCCGGCACGGCUACACCUACCUCAACACCCUGGCUUUCUUUCCCCUGCUGCCGAUGGCAGGUUCUUUCCUGGCCUCGCUUGCCUCCCCUCUGACAGUCCUGCUGUCGCCUCCCCUUCUGCUGCUCCUAAUCUUCACGGGGCUCAACCUUUACUGCUUCGUACGGGCCGCCCUGGCGCUGUACGACCUGAGCGCGGCGCUGAUGCCGAUCAGGUCGAUCCUGCCGUACCGGGCGGCCGCGCUCUUCUGCCUGUCGCCGGCCUCCAUCUUCUUCUCGGCGCCCUACUCCGAGUCCCUGUUCGCCAUGCUCACCUUCUCGGGCCUGGCGCGCCUCAACACCCUGCAGCCCUUCCCCUCGUCGGCCCUGCUGCUCGCCCUGAGCACCGCCUGCCGCUCCAACGGCCUGCUCAACCUGCUGCAUCCCAUCCACCAGCACCUCCGCUUCCGGCGGCCGCACCUGGCGCUGCUGUUGCUCCUCGUCCUGCCGCUGCCCUUCAUCCUGUUCCAGAUUUUCUCCUACGGAAGGUUCUGCCUCGACCCCCACUACUCGCUACCGCUCUUCCUUAUAAAACACGCUCAUGAUAAUGACUAUCUGGUUGCGGGAAGCACUCCUCCUCCGCCCUUUUGCCUGCAGUCCAUUGCGCUGCCCUACCAGUACGUCCAGAGCUCCCACUGGCAGGUGGGCUUCCUCAGGUACUUCGAGUGGAAGCAGCUGCCCAACUUCCUGCUAGCGGCGCCGCUGCUUUUCCUGGUGAUAUCGUGCGGCUGGCGAUUUUUCCUCGACUACACAGGGCACUGCCUCACGCUCGGCCUCUCAGUGACGAGGCCUAAGUCGGUGCCGGGACAGCUCCCACCGCACACGCUGCCAAUGGUCGUGCACACUGUCUUCCUCGCCCUCUUCUGCUUUUUCUGCAUCCACGUCCAGGUGACAACGCGGCUAGUAGCCUCGUCAUGUCCGGCGUUCUACUGGUUCGCCGCAAUGUGGUCUAGUCAAAAUGAAAGCAGAAUUGCCGAGUCUAAGGAAAACAUCAAGAGCAGUUGGCGCUGUUUUUUGCUGUGCGUCCGCCCCCAAGACUGGAGAGGCGUUUUCGUGCGUCUCUACUUCCUAGGCUACUUUCUAGUCGGUUCUAUCGCGUUCAGCGUCAACCUGCCCUGGACGUGAGAGAAAAAAACCAAGUCCCUAUAUAAUUUAAAAUUUUAUACGGAAUGGGCGGUUCAGAAUGGAAAUUGUCCACACAGAUUUUGGUUUAACUAAUUAUAUUUGGCUUCUUAAUUAUGAGCUGAAAUAAUUUUUCCAUGAGAAUUAAGAUUAAGUUGCAUCAUUUUGAUCAAUCGUAAUUGCUAAUAACUGUCCAUUGUUUCGUUAAAUUUGUUCAAACAUGUGUCUCACAUUAGUCAAGUGUGUGUGAAUUUAAAUUUAAUUAAAAGACACAGGUUCUAUAACGAGUAAACCUGAAAA
Molecule: messenger RNA, 1833 nt
Organism: Cloeon dipterum
Lineage: Eukaryota; Metazoa; Arthropoda; Insecta; Ephemeroptera; Baetidae
Gene: PIG-V
Product: phosphatidylinositol glycan anchor biosynthesis class V
Exons: 4
Coding region: 151-1536 (461 amino acids)
Biological process (GO): GPI anchor biosynthetic process
Cellular component (GO): mannosyltransferase complex; endoplasmic reticulum membrane
Molecular function (GO): GPI mannosyltransferase activity; alpha-1,6-mannosyltransferase activity
Source: RefSeq, a predicted model, not a curated record